Molecule: messenger RNA, 3410 nt
Organism: Pteropus alecto (black flying fox)
Lineage: Eukaryota; Metazoa; Chordata; Mammalia; Chiroptera; Pteropodidae
Gene: TTLL10
Product: tubulin tyrosine ligase like 10
Exons: 16
Coding region: 1257-3410 (717 amino acids)
Biological process (GO): protein modification process
Source: RefSeq, a predicted model, not a curated record
UUACUCACCUCUCGGUGACACCGUGGAGAGGGCUGGUCCUGCCCCAUGCAGGUCCCCGAGGGUUCAUCCCACUGUGAGCCUGGACGAGAGCCCCUCCCAAGCUCAACCCCUCCAGCACACAGGGACAGAGCUGGCUCGGCAGCACCACGGCGAGCCACUUGGCCGGCCAGUCUCCGCGCUCUGCGGUGGGUGGUGAUGCCAUGUCCCAUGGUGGCCCAGCGCCCUCCGACGUGGGGUCUGCCCGCCUCGCCCGGCACCGAGGGCGUAGGUCACAUCACGCCUCCCUCAUGGCUGGAGAAGCUGGAGGUCUUUCUAAGGGAAAACUGGCUUGGGGAUUGGCCUUUCCCAGCUCUCUGUGUGCGGUUGCUCAGGGCAGGGCUGGCCAGGCUGGCCCCUCCCCACGGUGGCCACAGGGCCCACGGGAGCUCCGUGCGGCCCAGGAUUAGAACAGAACUGCCCACAGGAGUGCGGGGUGGUGUGCAGGUCGCAGAUGGCGCCUGAAAUGUGAGGCUGUUGAAAAGAAAUAGCAAGAUAGGCUGGUCCUCUGGGUCUCGCCCAGAUAGUGGGGCCACUUCCACCUUUGGGGGAGCUGGUGCUGAGUGGCCUCGCUCUGUCCAGCAGGGCAGGAGGACUGGCCUGGAGGACGGACCCGCCCAGACCUUUCUUUUCUGUCCCCUGUCCCCAGCCCCCCAGGGCAGGCCUCCUGGCUGCUCUCCCCCAGGACAAGUCUCCUGGCUGCUCCCCCGCCAGGCAGGCCUCCUGGUUCCUCCUGUAACAGAAGCCCUCGGCAGCCCUGUGUCGACAGACGGAUACACAAACCUGGUUUUCUCGCAGAGCAGAAGUUAAAAAUUAUUCAACGUGAAUUCCUGGGCUGUGCCGCGGAGGCCGGUUGUACCAGGCAAAGGUUUCCACCACAUUCCGCAGCCGGGUGAGGAAGCCGCCCCAGGAGCCGUCCGCCACUGCCCGGCCGUCCCCAUGGGACCAGGUGCUCGAGGGCUUCCCGUCCACCACGCCGCGGUGCUGCUUCCUGCCGGUCUUUUUACCUGACCAGCCGGCAUGUCGGCAGAGCACCGCGAAGCCAGACGGACGGUCCCUGCAGGAGACGCCUCGCCUGGGACACAAAAGAUGCAGAGACAGCCCUGCCUCGGAGGGGCACCUGGCCCCACGGUCACCAUGGAGACAGGAGCCAGCCACAAGCAGAAACCCAAGCCCAAGACCCCAGGAGGCGCCCCUCCCCAGGCAGAGCAGGCCUGACCAUGCGCCCGGUCCAAAGGCUGGGACUACGGGCUGCUCGGAGGCCCCGCAGAAGGGUGGGGACGGCGUCUUCGCAGAGGUGCCCCUGCCCUGGUGCCCCUACGCCUGUGAGGAGAAGCCACACUCGCUUCACUCGCCGCAGGGGACCCACUCGGACCCAGGCUGGCGCCAAGAGAGGCAAGCGGUCAGGGGUCGCCCGCGCCCGACGGAGCUGCCCGCGGGAGCCCGGCAGGGCCCAUGAGAGGCCGAUGGGGAGCCGAGCAGAGGGGCUGCCGCGUCAGCCAGGCCAGCCGCACCAGGACACAGACGAGGCUGCGGCUGUGAAGCCCCGGGCCGCCCUCCUGGAGAGGCACGUGCUGUGGGGGGAGCUGCCGCCUGGCUCGGGCUGUGGCCCCUUCUUCUACAUCGGAGGCAGCAACGGGGCUUCAAUAAUCAGCUCCUACUGCAAGAGCAAAGGCUGGCAGCGCAUCCAGGACAGCCGGCGGGAGGACUACCGGCUGAAGUGGUGUGAGAUCAGGUGCCGGGACAGCUACCACAGCUUCCGGGAAGGUGAGCAGCUGCUGUUCCAGCUGCCCAACAACAAGCUGCUCACCACCAAGAUCGGGCUGCUCAGCGCCCUCCGGGAGCACUCGCGGGCCACGGGCACCGGCAACAAGGCGGCGCUGUGCGCCCCGGCCAGCCACCAAGCCACCUGCCCAUCUGCCCGCCUACUCCCAUCCGAAAUGCGUGCAUCCAGCCACCCACCCAUCACACAGCCUCCUGUGUGCCUCGAAGCCCCCACCCAUCUGCACUCCACACACUCCUGCGUGGACACUGAGGCCAGGCCCUGUGUUCCCCUGGCGUCCAGAUCUGGAAGGGACGCAGCACCUGCCCUGGAGGGGCUCACAGGGACCAGCCCAGGAGGCCUCGGGCCACAGAGGACCCUGAAGAUGGAAGACUUUUUCCCGGAGACCUACCGUCUGGACAUGAGGGAUGAGAGGGAGGCUUUUUUCACCCUCUUUGAUGAAACCCAGAUGUGGAUCUGCAAGCCCACCGCCUGCAACCAGGGCAAAGGCAUCUUUCUGCUCAGGAGCCAGGAGGAAGUCGCUGCCCUCCAGGCCAAGACCCAGAGCGCGGAGAGCGACCUCACCUGCCGCAAGACGGCGUUCCGGGUGCCUCAGGCCCGGGUUGUGCAGAGGUACAUCCAGAACCCGCUGCUGCUGGACGGGAGGAAGUUCGACGUGCGAGCCUACCUGCUCAUCGCCUGCGCGGUGCCCCACAUGGUCUUCUUCCGCCACGGCUACGCGCGCCUCACCCUCGGCCUCUACGACCCCCAUUCCAGAGAUCUCAGUGGCCACUUGACCAACCAGUUCAUGCAGAAGAAGAGCCCCCUCUACAUGCUGCUGAAGGAGGACACGGUGUGGAGCAUGGACCACCUCAACCGCUACAUCAACGACAAGUUCCGGAAGACCAAAGGCCUCCCCAGGGACUGGGUCUUCACCGCCUUCACGACGCGGAUGCAGCAGAUCAUGGCCCAUUGCUUCCUGGCUGUCAAGUCCAAGCUCGAGUGCAAGCUGGGUUACUUCGACCUCAUCGGGUGUGACUUCUUGAUCGAUGAGAACUUCAAGGUGUGGCUGCUCGAGAUGAACUCCAACCCCGCGCUGCACACCAACUGUGAAGUCCUGAAGGAGGUGAUCCCCGCCGUGGUCAUGGAGACGCUGGGUGAGGCCCUGCUGCAGCCCGGGAACCCUCAGAGAGCCCCCACUGCCCGCCCAGUCGUACGGGCCGCCCCGCCCCGCCCCCAGCCUCCCCGCGGUCAGAUGCCCGCAAACCUAACUGUCCAGCAUCCCAGGGGCCUGCGCGGGAACCCCUCCUUCUGCGUGGCUCCUGUGUGGGCCGUCUGGGGACCAGGCACCGGCUCCCAGUGCCCCGCCGCCCGUCUUCCAGCAGGCAGGGUGCUGCAGGAGCCUGGAGGACCUAGGCGUGUCAGCUCGCAGGCCUCUCCCGCCCUGUCCCUCACGUCCCGCCCACGCCACGAGCGCGUCUUCGGUCCUCUGGCCGUGCACUGGCUCGCGGCUCGCCACGCGGCCCACGGUGGCAUCAGUGCUGUCCCAGAACACUCCGGCUCCACCAGGACGAGCCAGCUGGUGAACGUGGGGAUCACAGAGAUGGCCUGA